CCGGUAUUUUAAGCAAAAAUAACGAAGAUGUGUUUGGUGGCACAUACUGUAGGUCGAUACGAUACAACACCACGUUUGUCCCGUGAUAGCGGCGCAGCUGUGACGCAGCGCUGAAGCUGUCAGUCAACAUCACAGAGGAAUCAGGAAGAAGGAGUUUAAGGAAGAGGGAACCGGUCACAUGAUGACUGGUCCAACUGGACUUUUCAGGUGUAAAUUCCAGACCUGCUGGUCUCCGUGAGUCUCCUGCAGGUGUGUGCGCGUGCAACAUGGAGCUCGGCUACCAGGACUGGAUGUCAGCGCUACCCGAGGAGCUGUGGGACGUUCCCCUGACGGACCUGGCCAUACCCGGAAGCCACGACGCCAUGAGCUACUGUCUGGACAUCAACUCGCCGCUGGUGCGGUCGGAGUCGAACCUUUUCAGGCUUCUGGACAGACUCUUCUACUGCUUCACCAGGCCGCUCAUAUUUAAAUGGUCAACGACGCAGGAUAAAAGCAUCGAGGAGCAGCUUUCAUUGGGCAUCCGGUACUUUGAUCUCCGCAUUGCUCACAAACCCAACGACCCGUCCAGCGACCUGUACUUCACACACGUCAUAUACACGCAUCUCACCGUUGUGGAAACCCUUCUGUCCGUCGCCACCUGGCUCGAGUCUCACCCGAGGGAGGUCGUCAUCCUCGCCUGCAGCCACUUCGAGGGGAUGGACGACAAGCGCCACGAGGCCUUUAUCCGGUCCCUCAAGAAGCUGUUCGGCUCAAAACUUUGUCCCCGCAAGCAGUCAGACUUGACCCUGCGGAGCCUGUGGGCGUCUGGUCAGCAGGUCAUCGUGUCCUACGAGUCGCAGGCGGCAGCCAGACACCAGGAGCUGUGGCCGGCCGUCCCGUACCUGUGGGCCAAUCAGAGGACGGCACAAGGAGUCAUCAGCUACCUGGACUGGCACCAGGACCUGGGGCGUCCUGGUCAGUACAGCUUCUUCGUCUCCGGCCUGAACCUGACGGCUGACAGGGCCUUUAUCGCCCAGAACCCAAAGGAGUCCCUGCGCACGCUCACCUUCAGCAACUGGGAGCGUCUGAGGGAAUGGGUGGAGGAGCAGAUGCCGGGCUCGGAGCCCAAGAGCCUGAACAUCAUCGCAGGAGACUUUGUGGGGCCGCUUCCACUCUGCCCUCUGGUCAUCGCACUGAACCAAAAACUGCUCCAGAAGAACAGCAGUCAGAUAAAGACCCAGAUGGCUGUGAACUGAUUCCACUGAUACAGCUUUUAUAUCUUGUUAUUUUUCCAUUUUAUUAUACGUGAUUCCACUUUAAUAUUAACAAGAAUGUUUCCCAUCCUUUUGCAAAUGAAUCCCCUAUCUUUUAAUACAUACUACAGUGCAUAAACGCG
Molecule: messenger RNA, 1375 nt
Organism: Betta splendens (Siamese fighting fish)
Lineage: Eukaryota; Metazoa; Chordata; Actinopteri; Anabantiformes; Osphronemidae
Gene: plcxd1.2
Product: PI-PLC X domain-containing protein 1
Exons: 6
Coding region: 267-1235 (322 amino acids)
Biological process (GO): lipid metabolic process
Molecular function (GO): phosphoric diester hydrolase activity
Source: RefSeq, a predicted model, not a curated record